GAGGCGGGGGGCGGCGGCUGCGGCAGAGGGGCCGAGAGCUGGCGGCGGCGGCGGCGGCGGUGGUCGUGAAGGGCAUCGGCGGCGGCGGUGAUGGCAGAGAUGAUCUGAAGAUGGAAAGAGCCAGGCGAAGGGGAGGAGGAGGCGGCGGCGGCCGCGGCCGCGGAGGCAAGAAUGUGGGGGGCUCUGGCCUAAGCAAGAGUAGACUCUAUCCCCAGGCCCAGCACUCCCACUACCCCCACUACGCGCCUUCAGCCACCCCUAAUCAGGCCGGGGGCACAGCGGAAAUCCAGGAGCUGGCCUCCAAACGAGUGGACAUCCAGAAAAAGAGGUUUUACCUGGACGUGAAGCAAAGCUCCCGGGGUCGGUUCCUAAAGAUAGCCGAAGUCUGGAUAGGGAGAGGCCGGCAGGACAACAUCAGAAAGAGUAAACUGACCCUCUCCCUGUCGGUGGCAGCGGAGCUGAAGGACUGUCUAGGGGACUUCAUUGAGCACUACGCCCACCUGGGCCUAAAAGGCCACCGGCAAGAGCACGGCCACAGCAAAGAGCAGAGCUCCAGGAGGAGACAGAAGCACUCCGCACCCUCCCCGCCAGUCUCCGUGGGGUCCGAAGAGCAUCCUCACAGUGUCCUCAAAACAGACUAUAUAGAGAGGGAUAAUAGGAAAUAUUACCUAGACCUAAAGGAAAAUCAACGGGGUCGCUUCCUAAGGAUUAGACAAACCAUGAUGCGGGGGACUGGCAUGAUAGGUUAUUUUGGCCACAGUUUGGGCCAAGAACAGACAAUUGUCCUCCCAGCACAAGGAAUGAUUGAGUUUCGUGAUGCCUUGGUUCAGCUGAUCGAAGACUAUGGCGAAGGGGACAUAGAAGAACGUAGAGGUGGAGAUGAUGACCCGCCUGAACUCCCAGAGGGGACUUCAUUCAGAGUGGACAAUAAAAGGUUCUACUUUGAUGUGGGCUCUAAUAAAUAUGGAAUUUUCCUGAAGGUAAGUGAGGUGAGGCCACCUUACCGUAAUACUAUUACUGUUCCAUUCAAAGCUUGGACAAGGUUUGGGGAGAAUUUUAUCAAGUAUGAAGAAGAGAUGAGGAAAAUUUGCAACAGCCAUAAAGAAAAGAGAAUGGAUGUCAGAAGGGCCAGUGGUGAAGAACAAGAAUGCCUCGACUAGAGUGAAAUUGAACUCCAUCAGGCAAAAUUUAAAAUCAUAAAUUGGCUAAAAGUACUGAUCCAUAAUCAUUUGAAGAAGUUUUUCCUCUUUUUUGGCCCUUUGUUAUUAGUAAUACCUCUAGUAGUCUAUACUUCAAGAAGUCUUAUUCUCAUGUUAUGUUACACAUAGAUCACUAUAAUUCUUAUGGGAAUUCCAGACUUCCCAGAGCUAAAUAGUUUAGCUGCUUCAACUGCUCCAGACUAUUGAAGUAUACAAAUCAGCACAAAAUGUGACAUUCUGACAUUCUGAAUACCAUAACUAAGAUUUACAUUGCACUAUGACAUGAUC
Propithecus coquereli (Coquerel's sifaka) is the source of this 1487-nucleotide messenger RNA. RefSeq names its product purine-rich element binding protein G (gene PURG). NCBI's taxonomy places the organism in Eukaryota, Metazoa, Chordata, Mammalia, Primates, Indriidae. Gene Ontology annotation, cellular component: nucleus. Gene Ontology annotation, molecular function: RNA polymerase II transcription regulatory region sequence-specific DNA binding; purine-rich negative regulatory element binding; DNA-binding transcription factor activity, RNA polymerase II-specific. The transcript has 2 exons. Gene Ontology annotation, biological process: regulation of transcription by RNA polymerase II. The coding region runs from base 111 to 1160 and encodes 349 amino acids. The record is from RefSeq and is a predicted model, not a curated record.